Tarenaya hassleriana is the source of this 769-nucleotide messenger RNA. RefSeq names its product 60S ribosomal protein L32-1-like. Gene Ontology annotation, molecular function: structural constituent of ribosome. The coding region runs from base 86 to 487 and encodes 133 amino acids. NCBI's taxonomy places the organism in Eukaryota, Viridiplantae, Streptophyta, Magnoliopsida, Brassicales, Cleomaceae. Gene Ontology annotation, biological process: translation. The transcript has 4 exons. Gene Ontology annotation, cellular component: ribosome; cytosolic large ribosomal subunit. The record is from RefSeq and is a predicted model, not a curated record.
UGUCGCCUUAAAACUCAACUUCAUUUUCCUCUCUCGGUUAGGGUUUUGGUUGAGCAGACGCGGAGCUUCUUCCUCCAGGAGAAAAAUGGCGGUACCGUUGCUGAGCAAGAAGAUUAUUAAGAAGCGUGUCAAGAAGUUCAAGAGGCCUCAGAGUGACCGAAAGAUUUCUGUUAAGGAAAACUGGAGAAGGCCAAAGGGUAUCGAUUCACGUGUUAGGAGAAAGUUCAAGGGAUGCACGCUGAUGCCCAACAUUGGUUACGGAUCAGACAAGAAGACCCGCCACUAUCUUCCCAAUGGAUUCAAGAAGUUUGUUGUUCACAACGCCAGUGAGCUCGAGCUUCUGAUGAUGCACAACAGGACUUACUGUGCCGAGAUCGCUCACAAUGUCUCCACCAAGAAGAGGAAGGAGAUCGUGGAGCGUGCUGCCCAGUUGGACGUUGUCGUAACGAACAGGCUGGCUAGGUUGCGCAGCCAAGAAGAUGAGUGAAAUAUUCUUUCUUAUGCUGUCAUAUCUUAUGUUUGCUACUUUAUUACAUUCCAGGAUUUUAAAGUUACAUGCUUUCAGAUGUCUGUUUUGGACAAGAUUUUGAUUCUCUUUGAACUCCAUCGUCUUCCCUUGAAACCAGAGGUUUUGGACAAGAUUAUGCAGAUGACGCAUAAUUGAAAUGGUGGUGGUGCCAUGUUUUGUCCGUUAGUGUGUGACCUGCUUUCACAUGGUACCUUGUUCCUCCCAACUAUUUUGGUUUCGGUAAUAAUAUGCAAUGAAAUA